This is a messenger RNA of Colletotrichum lupini, 2802 nucleotides long. RefSeq lists its product as uncharacterized. The transcript has 25 exons. NCBI's taxonomy places the organism in Eukaryota, Fungi, Ascomycota, Sordariomycetes, Glomerellales, Glomerellaceae. The record is from RefSeq and is a predicted model, not a curated record. The coding region runs from base 1 to 2802 and encodes 933 amino acids.
AUGGAUUGGAGGGUGCGAUGCGGUGUCACAGAUGAAGAGAAUGCGCAAGAGCACGGUCGGGAACAGCUCAUGAUCGGCAAGAACCAAGCAACCCCAGAAAUGAGGCAGGAGCUGGCGCAGCCAAUGGACGACGGGCAGGAGCUGAGGUUGGAGCAACGGCACGAGAUGCGCUUCCCUUUCCUUUUUCCAUCUGUCCAAGAGGCACCACUAAACAACCAACUUCCUCAUACACCUGGUAGGCUGACUUCCAUCCUGGGCGCUGAAGUGCUUCACCUGAAGAUGAUGAAGAAAGACCCAGCUCCGAGGAGACGAGAUGUGCCUGCAGUUGCUCCUUGCUUGUUGCACGGGGCAGCCGCUUGCAUUGGACGCACUUGCCUACCGUUCUUGGGCGUCUUAACCACCAUUACUACCGCUAUUACUGCUCUCUUCGCUGCAUUCAUUGUUACAUCAUAUCAUGUACUGAGCGUACCUUUCAAGGCCCAGGGACACAGUAAUAUGGUACUUGCCUUGCAGUGGCUGGCCCGAGCGUCGCAUCCGAUGCCCCAUGUGGAGCACGAGCCACGGGAAGAGAUCGACCCCCUGUCUGGUCUGUCCAACGAGGUGAGGAACAAUGACGGAUGCUGUUCGCUUGCUGGAAUGACGGGGGUACCUUGGCUACGUACCUCGAGACACCCCAUGAGGACUGUUGUCUCCCUCUUCCUUACCACCUUGCAGACAACUAAUCGGCCCCGAUUUUUUUGGACUAUCGGCGGCCUAUCCAUGAUUCCUUCGAGGCAUCUGAUCUCGCUGACCCGAGUCAUCUUGAAGCACUUCACGAUCUCCAAGAGCGGUGAAACACCGCCGACGGCGCCGACGGCCAUCUUCAUCUCUGACGGCAACUUGGCCGGCGUACCUAGCUCAAGCGAAACGUAUCUACUGUACGUUAUCCGAAGCGUCAAUCCAAAGUGCACAUAUCCAUACAUGACAUCCUGGCAAGCUGGGCACCAUGCCCUGUGUUCCCCCUUCUGGGUUCUUGUGUUUUGGGAACAGGUCUACGUCCGUAUUUUUCUUUUUCGAUGGGACAACCUGCACCACAUUCCUCCCUCUCCAAACUUUGUAGCCGACAGCGACAGAGACAUGGCCCCCAUUUCCGUCGCCCAUUGGAUCAAAUGUGGGCUGGUUAGUCCUUCCAGCCCAGUUCGCAAUCUCUUCCGAGAACACAAGCGCGAGACAGGUCUCGGCGCCCUUGGGGUUAUCUUGGAACAGGCUCUACAGUCCCAUGAUGGCUUGCUGCUAUCGAGAUUGAAUCUACGGAAACCGCACCAUGAGACGGUAUGCUUUCGUCACCCGCACACCAUCACCGAAGAAAUGCAGACCACUCUCGCUCGCGUCGGUCAUCCUGUGGACCAACAAUCCAAAAAAGCUCUGACCCCGUCUGUUAGCCUUUGCCCUUUCAAACCGCCUGCGGUCGCCUGCGGUAGCCUGCAGUGUCAAUUGUCAAUUGCGCAAUACGUGUCGGAAAAGGAACAGACACCUCUUAUGUGCCGCUCUCCGCCUCCACGCAGCGUCGUGGCAGACCGUCGCCCUGACCCUGAGCCUAGGUAUUCCCAAUCCCGAUUCAGCUGGUGCCACAUUCAGGCGUUUACCACCACGCAAGCACCUGAACCGGGCUCAUUCUUCCCGCAGUCCUUGCUCAAACGGGGUAAUUUGGUUGCCCGCCGACCCUUGUCUAACGCUGAAAUCGCCAUCUGCCGAGCAUCCCGUGCCAUCCUGGUCGGCGAUGGAAAGCUUAACCUUCAUUCCGGGACUUGGACCAUUGUUGUCGGUGAGCCAGGUUGGGCUGUCCCUGCCAGUCAACCAACACACAACCCGCUCCAAGCAGUCAGGCGCACAUAUUUGGGCUCUCCUCAACCAACUUACUACCCAGCAGGACACUAUUCGUCAUUCAUGCGCUUCCUAAGUAUCCAUCUCGGCUACCUUUCGACCCCGAGGUCUUUUGACGUGGCGCCUGACUACUUUGUCCUGGCGCUCCUAUCGGUUCUGCUAGCGUUACGAAAGACCGAAACCGAUAUUCUGCACGGCGAAUACGUUUGCGAACGGACAUUAUGGGCAGCUCCAUUUCGGGGUAGCUUGGAAGGUCUAGUCCGCCCCUCUGACAACCUAGGUUAUCCCGUAGUCCCGAGGCGAUUCAACUUUCCGAGUUCAAAAUCGAGGCUCGGAUACGUGCGACCAAACUUGAAGAUCAAUGAAUACAGUCUGGCUAAUGCCCAAGAUCAUGCGCCACCUCUGCUCAAACAGCACGCAUCCUGCAAGAAACAUCUUCACACGGGUGUUUCAAUCAACCUCUACGGUCUUGCAGACUCGGGUAUUGCUUACUUCGUAUGUAGGCGAUCGCCGAUGCUCUCCUUGCCGCAACUUGACCUCGUACCGACGAGAUGUCUCUCUGCCGUCAAAGAGUAUUUGGCGCGAACGUUGUUUGUUCUUGGCAUGGGUCCAGUUACGUACAAUGACCAGUCGCGCGCCUAUCGUUACCCGCGUUUUUUCAGACGAACUUCAACUCGCCGCCCCGAUUUGCCGAGUCGAAACUAUGCAUCCAAUACUACCCGGGACAUCUACCGUUUCACAAAGAACCCAGCACUCAAAUCAUCUUAUAACUGGGCUCAUUAUCAUCAGAUGACCGGAUGGUCCUCUGAGGACAACGCCUUUUGCGAACGGCUUCCGGAAACCCCUGUGUCCAAGACUACCUUCGAGGACGGAAUGAGUCACAGACCUGUCGUUCGUGAUGUCACCCCUUUUCACAGCUUCUUCCGUUACCCGAAUUAA